Aphanomyces astaci is the source of this 750-nucleotide messenger RNA. RefSeq lists its product as hypothetical. The coding region runs from base 1 to 750 and encodes 249 amino acids. The transcript is spliced from 3 exons. NCBI's taxonomy places the organism in Eukaryota, Oomycota, Saprolegniomycetes, Saprolegniales, Verrucalvaceae. The record is from RefSeq and is a predicted model, not a curated record.
AUGCGUUCCAUUAUCGCAUUUUCGUCGAACGCGAUGGCAUUCCUUACGGGUUUAGUGGUCUGCUACUUGGCGCUAGCAGUGACGGCGGCGGAGUUUCGGUUCACGAAUGAAUGUGCUGUCGUCGUUCAAGUGUGGACCGAAGGCAACUACGUCGCGUGUCGACUGGAGCCAGGGGAGUCCAAGGACGAUAACUGCGGCGCAGGUCCGUUUCCUGUCCAAGGCUCGUUCCGAGUCAGUGGAGAGGUCUUGAGGUUGGAGUACACGCAACACAUGCCAGGGGAUUCGUGGCAGCAAAUUUGGUUUGAUUUCCAUGCAGGGACAGGAACACCCACAUUGGUCGAACCGUUGGUAUCCAAGGACCAGCGGAGCAAUUGCCUGCCACUAAACUCGGCAGACCCGACCUACCCCACGCGCGACUGUCCACUGAAUGAAGUGCUUAUGGUGACGUAUUGCCCUUCGACCACCAGAAGUAACAAAACCAAGACGUCCGCACUCGAAAACAAGACCGGACGAGCAAGUCUCAACGCCACUAACAGCAGCAAUGCCACAGCCGUGGCCACCCCGCUUCCUCCCACCAGUCCAUGGCUCGUUCUCGGGAUAGCAGUGGGAACGGUGGCCUUGUCGGUUGUCAUUGUGUUUGUGUGUGAAGUCUAUCGUUACCGCCCGUCAACGAUUCCGCAACCCCGCGACCCAUCGACCAAGCCGACGACGCAACAAGGAGAAGAUGGCAUUCGAUCGAGCUGGUUAUAA